GGUAUAUAGCGGCGAUGCUGCCAGACACGACUACAUAAUUAUUUAGUGAGUGUGCGUCUCAUGCCGUGAUGUCAUUAAAAGCAUCCAAAAUGACGAUGAAUCAAGGAAAGUCGUUUAUGGAAGGUACCAUCAACUUUGUGAUUCCCGAUGCGCGGCUGCUUACAAAAGGGAAGAAAGUGUACAGCAGUCCCAUUCAUAUCCGUAAUUUGAUAUGGCGUAUCUUUGUCGUGGUGGAGGACAUGGUGGUUUUUGGUAAACCGAAACCCUACGUCAAUGUGUACUUGGAAUGCGAUUCGAGUUUUGGUACAUGGGUAUGCAAAACGGAUAUGGAUUUCCGUUUUGUACCGUGGAUAAAAACAACCAACCCGCUUGAAAAAGAAUGUUUGUAUGUAUUUACGGAGGUUAACAAAUGCGCUGGCUUUCCGAACGUUAUCUCGCUGAACAAAAUGCUGGACCCCCCAAACGGUUAUAUUGAUCCAACGACUUUCACGGUAGCACUGGAAGUAUUUUUACGCCCAGAGCUCCCGUUAGUAAAUGCAGGAAUCUACGAUAAAGUGCUGGAGUUAGUCCACGGACUGGAAGAUCAGCUAUCGACUUCGCUGAAAUACGGUACCGGCACGACGCUCCCGCCGGUGGACGUCAAACCCGGCUGGUUGCGACUGAUCUUGGACACCACGCGUAACGCUUGUCAGAUCCUUUCCAGUAUCCCCAAAUCAACGGAAACGGCUUGCCAUGUCCAGCAGACAUACCUUCUCAAUAACCCAGAAUUCGGCAAUAUUGCGGUAGUGGCCGGGAAGGAUACCUUCCAUGUCGACGAAGAGGCAUUGGCCCGUGUGUCGCCGGUAUUAUUGAAACAUCUAGAGGCCAAUAAACGCAGCGAUUCCAGCCGAGAAAAGCCGGUUUACAAUUUCACGAACUUAUCUUCAUCGACGGUAUUGGACUUUCUAUUGUACUGUUACAUUGGUAUCGCACCGACUCUGGAGAAGAACGCGCGCGAGAUGUUGAGCCUGGCGACCUUUUAUGGGGAGAACCGAUUGAAGACACUCAGCGAAAUGUUUAUGCUGCGCGAUCUGGUGCAGACGGUAUCGGAUUUCAGUCCAACGGUAGCAGUGCUCUCGCCUUCCAUUGACUUUGCAAUGAAACAUCAGUGUGACCUUAUGCUGGCUGGACUGCACCUGAGUCUUCAGGAGAAGUUUGGCGGAUUAUCUCCCGGACAACAGGAUGAGUGGAGGCUGUUCCAGCGGAAUAUUCCGGAAUUUAUAUUUCGCAGAAUCGAUUUUGCUGUAGUCGUGCACAGCAGUCUUACAAAGCACUAUGUGGAGCAAGAAAAGGAAGCAAAGAACUACUGGGAGAAGCUCCGUUCCGAGCAUGCCAAUGCCGGAUGUUGGCGCAAGGUGUCAUUCUUGACUGACCGGGAUUUCAAGCGCUCUUUUCAGGGCAAAGAUUUACUUUGAUUUCGCUACAUUCGGCUGAGCCUUACAAGCACUCUGUACAUAAUUCUAUCUUAUAAUUAUACAUAUGUGUAAGACAGUAAAACGCAUAUUCACAUAUUAUAUAUACAUAAUUUUUUCAUAUUAUUGUGUAAAAAAUAAA
Messenger RNA from Paramacrobiotus metropolitanus, 1593 nucleotides. RefSeq lists its product as uncharacterized. The record is from RefSeq and is a predicted model, not a curated record. NCBI's taxonomy places the organism in Eukaryota, Metazoa, Tardigrada, Eutardigrada, Parachela, Macrobiotidae. Gene Ontology annotation, molecular function: protein binding. The transcript is spliced from 7 exons. Bases 69 to 1454 code for a protein of 461 amino acids.